Molecule: messenger RNA, 1665 nt
Organism: Encephalitozoon romaleae SJ-2008
Lineage: Eukaryota; Fungi; Microsporidia; Unikaryonidae
Product: actin-like protein
Exons: 1
Coding region: 1-1665 (554 amino acids)
Biological process (GO): regulation of DNA-templated transcription
Cellular component (GO): cytoplasm; Ino80 complex
Source: RefSeq, a predicted model, not a curated record
AUGUAUCUUGAGCUUCGGAAUCUUUCAAGCAAGAACAAGUAUGAGAAUUACAGCAAGACCGACACAAUAGUGAUUGAUAACGGAACUUAUGAGUGUAAGGCUGGAUAUAGUGGAGAUGGACCCCAGAUGGUUUUCAAAAACGUUUUAUAUCGUCAUAAGGCUGUGUCAUCAAUAGAAAACUUCCAAGGAGCUUCUCCCAAGACUAUGUUUGAUGGGGAUGUUGUGACUAACUUCGAAGUCUUGGAGUAUAUCAUUGAUGAAAUUCUAGAAUAUUUGAAGCCCGAAAGGCUGAAGAACCUUAUAUUCACAGAAAAGAUAUUCAGUCCGUCUCAUACAGAGCUUGUAAAGUUCCUGUUUGAUGUUUAUGGGUUUGAAAGAAUACAAAUUGGAGUGGACAGUUACUAUUCAUACUUAUGGAACUUAGAUCACGAGGAUUGCAUGAUUAUAGACAUGUCACAUUCUGCAACCACGUGCCUUGUCAUCCAAGCAGAACAGAUUGUGGAUGUCUACAAAAUCAAUUUUGGAGGAAAGGCAGCGGGAGACUAUCUCUCGGCAGUGCUGUUUAAUAAGUUUUUUGACAGUAAAAAGAACUACAGGGGGCUAGUCCCAUAUCUGAGAUGCUCUCCAGAUUACAGCAAAGAAUCUGUGGAAAUACUUGAAGAGCUGAAGAUUGGGGAUUAUUCCAGAAACUAUUUUUUAGACGAAGAGCUUGAGGCGCUUAAAGAAAAGCCUAUGGACAAGAAGCAUAAGGUGUAUGCAGCACCAUCAGCCUCCAACUCUAUGCCUGAGAUCGAUAUAGGACUUCUCAACACAGCAGAUACUGAACUGGAUGCAGAGAGGAUCAAAGAGAAGAAGAAACAAAAGAUCCUGUACCACUCCACUCUCCACCGAGUCAAGACUAGAAUUGAGAAGUGUCUGGAAAGGCUAUCUUCGUAUAUCUUGUACAUGGAGGAUGAGAGGGAAAAGCUUGUGGACUUUGAAGGAUUCAUAGGCAAAAAGAAGGCGGAGCUCCAAGCGGUCAAGAGGGAAUUGGAGAUGAGAAGUAAGCUGAGAAGAGAUGCAAAGAACCGAAAGACAUAUGAGUUCCAAGUAAGGUUCAAGGAAGGUGAGUUGACCCCUGACGAGAGAAUACUGUCUGAAAAGAUAAAGGAUGCCGAAGAUCUAGACAAAGAAAACAAAAUCUUAGAAUCCUUGAAAAGCCUUAUUGUUCAGAUCAAGGAGCUUGAUCCCUAUUUUGAACCGUAUACAGCGGAUACAGUUGACCUUCUUAAUGGGCAUUACAUAGGAAGAAUGAAUGUAAAUGUGGACCUCUUGAAAAUUCCAGAGAUAAUUUUUUCUCCCUCCAUCAUAGGACUGGACCAGAUGGGACUAACAGAGAUAAUGGACAGUGUUAGCAGAAAGUACCAAGUGAAGAAGGUGCUACUGACAGGAGGGUUUUCACAGAUAAAGGGAAUCGAUGUACGAAUAAAAAACGAAAUGAGAAGUAUGUCGUUUGUGGGAGAGGUCGAAGUUAUAAGAGCCUCAGACCCCACAAGUGAUUCAUUCAAAGGUGCAAGGUUCUGUGAGGCCUUUCCUACAUACACCUUGGAGGAAUACAGUCGCCUAGGUUUUGAUUAUUUGGCUGGACUAUCCAAUGAAGAAACUACUCCAAAUCCAAACACUUAA